This is a messenger RNA of Drosophila pseudoobscura, 477 nucleotides long. RefSeq lists its product as uncharacterized. Lineage: Eukaryota; Metazoa; Arthropoda; Insecta; Diptera; Drosophilidae. Bases 206 to 457 code for a protein of 83 amino acids. The transcript has 2 exons. The record is from RefSeq and is a predicted model, not a curated record.
CUUUAGUGGGAUAUCGACAGGGUUGCAUUUGCCAAUGUUUUUCAAUUUUUUUAUUGUAAAUAAAAACAAAAAUAUUUUGCGACAAAAUCCGAGAGCUGAAUCGAAGGAAAAACUUUUAAAGGUCGGAUUACGAGCAAAAAGUGUAGCAACCAUUACAACCGCGUGAGUCAUCCGUAAGAAGCAAAAGUUGUUCUUUUACGAAAGUAUGCCCGGUUUGGAACACAUUGAGGCCAUGGCUUCUACCCCAGCACCCGCUGCCACCUCGAUGGCAACCGAAACAGACGAUCCACACCCACACCAGGCUGCCCGUGAAUUAACCCAAACGGAUCAUCUGAACAGACGUCUCUUGAAAUCUCUUUUGGACACGAUGCAGAUGCAAAUGCAGUCUACGGACGAUGCGAUAAGGGGUAACGAAGACGGCAGCAACGAUGAGUCUAGCAACGAAUUUGAUGAAUAAAUUCUAUAAUACUAUGCUUA